This is a messenger RNA of Phytomonas sp. Hart1, 1122 nucleotides long. Lineage: Eukaryota; Euglenozoa; Kinetoplastea; Trypanosomatida; Trypanosomatidae. The record is from the annotation of a GenBank genome assembly.
AUGACCUAUCGCCCCCCGAUCAAUCGGUUGACCGAUAUCCUCAAGCGCAACAACCCGCAGGUCCUCGAGCGCCAUGCCGUGGACUUCCACAGAGCCCUCACCGCCCUCCCGCCCGAGGCCAACCACGGCCGGUUCGUUCGCAAUCACGUCCUGAUCAACCCCAAGGCCCUGCACGUGCUCUGUGAGGAGGAGGUGCUGGGGCGUUAUCAGGCCUUUGCGGUGUACAAACCCCCUUUUUGCCCCAUGCGCCGCCGCGACGCCGCCGGGAACUUCCACAACGUCGCCGUCGAGUCCUUCAUCGCGGCCGCGCUGAAAUCCCAACUCGUUCACCCCGUUCUUCGCCGCAGUUUACGCCAGGGCGAGGUGAGGGUCCGCGUGCUGAAUGACUUGGACAGCUUCGCGUCCGGCCCGGUUGCCGUGAGCGUCUCAGAUGCCUGCCCUUUUAACACCUCGUUGGAGCGGUGCGUGAUGAAUUAUGACGUGCUCGUCCGGGGGCAUCUCUCUUUUCCCCGCGGCGAGCGGCAAUCGAUCACACCAUCGCUUCUCUACCCCGAUUUUUCGCCUUCCGCGCAGGCGACGGCGGUGCGGGGGCCAACGUGUACCUUCGAAGUUCGACGAAACGCGUACUACAGCGUCCAUCCCGUGACACUUCUUGAGGUUAAAAUUAUCGCGCCACCGUCCGCUCGGGCGCCUUGCAUCGAGGGGUUUGUAAAACACCAACUCGGAACCUUUGUUAUUGGGGAUCCGACGGCGUUUGAAGAUUCCGCGCAAUCACCGGUGGCCGAUGGGGGUAAAGAGUCUAUAAGCCAUGAAAAGAAGCCUAGCGAUGCUCAGCCGAAACGGGAUUUUAAUCCCUUGUUCUCCAAUUUCUUCCAGCCGUCGGUGAUUCCCAUGAGAGGGGAUUGUGAUUUUCCGCGUGUGUUUAUGCAUCUUCGAGAGAUUCACUUCUCUGUGGAUGAGUUAGACGUUUCUGGGAACACGAUCGGUAGUAGAGAUAUCAAUUUUCACUGUUGGAAUUGUUUUGAGCCCAUCAUUAGGGAUCUUAGUCAUAAUAUGUUAAAAAAUACGCGUAUCAAUUUGCUUGAUGGUUCUUGGACUCCUUCGUUGGAGUUCCUGAAUUAG